Messenger RNA from Condylura cristata (star-nosed mole), 2283 nucleotides. It is a transcript of the gene C1D, whose product is annotated as C1D nuclear receptor corepressor. NCBI's taxonomy places the organism in Eukaryota, Metazoa, Chordata, Mammalia, Eulipotyphla, Talpidae. Gene Ontology annotation, molecular function: RNA binding; DNA binding. Bases 181 to 618 code for a protein of 145 amino acids. The record is from RefSeq and is a predicted model, not a curated record. Gene Ontology annotation, cellular component: nucleolus; exosome (RNase complex). Gene Ontology annotation, biological process: maturation of 5.8S rRNA; regulation of gene expression. The transcript is spliced from 5 exons.
UUCACCUGGGGAGAAAUUAGAGAAGAAAAGCAAAUCAAGAAUAGCCCUGGGGCACUUCAUAGGUGAGAGAUGGGGCAGGUGAGAUGAGUGCACCAAAAGGCACCUAGAAUCGUCCAGUCAGGUAGGAGGGGAACCAAAUAAAUGUGAUGUCCUGAAGACAAGGGGAGUCAACAAUGCCAAAUGUUGGCCAUAAUGUCAGGUGAAGAAAUUAAUGAAGACUAUCCAGUAGAAAUUCAUGAAUAUUUAUCAACAUUUGAGAAUUCCAUUGGUGGCGUGGAUGACAUGCUGAAGACCAUGAUGUCUGUUUCUAGAAAUGAGUUACUGCAAAAGUUGGACCCACUUGAACAAGCGAAAGUGGAUUUAGUUUCUGCUUACACAUUAAAUUCAAUGUUUUGGGUUUAUUUGGCUACUCAGGGAGUUAAUCCUAAGGAACAUCCAGUGAAGCAGGAAUUGGAAAGAAUCAGAGUAUACAUGAACAGAGUCAAGGAGAUAACAGACAAGAAAAAAGCUGGCAAACUGGAUAAAGGUGCAGCUUCAAGAUUUGUAAAAAAUGCCCUCUGGGAGCCAAAACCUAAAAAUGCAUCAAAAGUUGCCAAUAAAGGGAAAAGCAAAAAUUAACCUUUUGGUUUUGAUGUACACAUAUUCAAAAAGUGCGUCAUUUUUGUGUUGUUACUGUUUUCCACAAAAUCGAUGAUUAUGUGGCAGGUUUAAAUAUAUUUCUAAUUGAAUUCAUAUGUAAAUUUACAUUUUAAACUUUGAUAAUUUUUCCCUAGAAAGAUCUAAGUUAUUUUUACUGAUUUUCAUAUAAAACACUAUGAAGAUUUUAAGCAUUGUGGUGUGUUUUAUAUUUGUAUUUUACCAUCGAUCUUGAUGAGACAUUUCCUCAUGCAGGUCAAUCUUCAUAAGUACCAUUUUAUAGGCAACUAUGGAAUUUAAGUUAAAUGUUCUUUGUUAAACAUUUGUCUAGCUUAAAUGAAUAUUUUAAACUUAAUGAAGUUUGCUAAAUACUGAAGUUAUAAGUACAUGUUUUCACUAUAUAAUAAGAAUGAAAUGACUUAAAUGGACUUAAAUGUCUUUUUCUAUUUAGUUCAUCAUGUUUUCAUGUUUUGGGAAUUUACUGCUUUUUUGAUAUUUGAACUGUGAAAUUAAAACUUUUAAGGUUAUUUAAUUCUUGGCACUUUGCCUCUGUAUUCCAUUUAAAGUAAUAUAUUUUCUCAUUAAGAUGGGAAAUGAGAUUGUAUAUUGAUGGCUGAAUUUUGGUGUAAUGGCUGCACCCUUAUCAAUAAAGGCUGUAAAUGUGUAGCUUACCUAUUUACUUUCCUCCUUUGAGUAAAUUUGUCUUGAAAAAGAGGAAGAUAGUUUUUAGAAAUCAUUAGAGAUAGGAAAAUUUAUGAAUUUUUGAGGCAAUCUCAAGUACAUACAAGUGUUUUGGAACAACUUUCUUAUGUAAUGCCACUUAUGCCGUAAUUCAAAGGAGAUUGUGUUAUGUUUAUAUUCUGACUUAUUUUUCUGGAAUGUUUGUUGCAGAGAAUCUGACAUAUUUAAAGACUGUUUUAAAUGUCUUAAGUUCACGAAUUUAAUUGUAUGUUCUCAGUGCUGUCUUUGAAUCCACACUAUUAUGUGUAGGAAUGCCAAAGACGAUAAUUUUUGAAAAAGAAGUUGUUAAAAUUUUCUGCAUGAUUAAUUCUCCAUAAGUAACCUUGAAUAAAUGGAGUCUUUGAUUUAUGGUAGCAGAUAUUGGAAAUGGUCUUAAAAUGUAAUGGAUUUUGUAAAAUAUGUUGAACUCUUUCUAUGAUGCAUGAAGAGGAAGUCACUGAUAGAUGCAGUCUUGGCUCAGAUGUCAGACAAUUUUUGAAGUGAAAGAACAUUUAUAGUUGUUUUUACUCCUUUUUUCACCUUCAUCCUCUCCAAUUUCUAGUUUUUUAAAAAAGUGACAUCUUCCAGAGAGAAGUAAAUGUUAUUAAAUCAAGUUUAUGUAUGUGUAGCCUUGUGUUAUUUAUUUCAACUCAGCAUUCUGUUAAACUGGAAAUUCUUAGGUGAAUAAUUCUUUCAGUCUUUACUGGUAAAAUAAAAAGUUUGCGUGCAUUCCAUUUUAUUAUGUAUAAUUGAAAUACAUAUUAGGACAUAGUAAGGAGUGGAAGACUAGCAGUUCAUUGGGUUGCUUAUUGUUUAUUCAAAAAAUUUUAAUGAGAUCUGCAUUGCCAAAUAUUGUGCUAGGUUCCAAAUAAGAUAACUCCAGCCUUUAUUCUAAGAAAAUAAAAUAAAAGUGUUAUGCAAAAAGUA